Messenger RNA from Daphnia pulicaria, 957 nucleotides. Its product is annotated as mast cell protease 4-like. The transcript has 9 exons. Gene Ontology annotation, biological process: proteolysis. The record is from RefSeq and is a predicted model, not a curated record. NCBI's taxonomy places the organism in Eukaryota, Metazoa, Arthropoda, Branchiopoda, Diplostraca, Daphniidae. Gene Ontology annotation, molecular function: serine-type endopeptidase activity. Bases 1 to 957 code for a protein of 318 amino acids.
AUGACAUUCGUCAUUCAAUUGACGAAAUCUGAAGUACCUACAGGUUCUAUUACUCCUUCUUCUAGCAACAUUUCAAAAUGCCAAGUGAUUUAUUGGUUGGUUUUGGCUUCGGCUUGUCUCAUCAACGCCAAUAGCGUCGCCGACCGCUCUGAUGCAGAUGAUGAAGGGGUCGACGAAAUUAUUGGUGGUACAACCGUUGCCAGGGGGCAGCAUCAAUACAUGGCGUAUUUAAGGUCAUUCUACGCUGGAGGUGCAGGAUCGUGUGGUGGUACAGUGAUUACUAACCGAUACAUUCUAACUGCAGCUCACUGCGUUCAAGACCAUAAAACCGGUGAAAUAGCCAGCAAAGUGGAAGUCCGUCUGAAAGUCUACACCAUCAGCCCAAUGGACUCGGGUGCGAAACUCAUCACCGUGACCGGAUCCAGCAUCAAGCCCCACCCCGCAUAUUUUUCAAAUGGAGCGUUCAACUCUAUCUAUGACAUUGCCCUCAUCAAAAUGACGGCCAAUCUCCCGACGUCUGACUAUUACCUAAUUGGUAAACUCUACAUGCCGGAUUACCAGGACACGGUAACUGCCGUUGGAUGGGGACUUACCAGCAGCACUUCAACUACUGCUUCACCGACGCUGCAGCAAGUUGAUUUCAAAAUUGGAACCAAAGAUGAGUGCACCAGCUUUUGGGGUAGCACCUACCACCACGAAUAUCAGAUGUGCGGUAUCAUUCCCGGCAAAUCCGUUUGUAGAGGAGACAGUGGCGGCCCCAUCGUUCGUUACAGCAGCGGUUAUCAGAUUUACACCCAGGUUGGAAUCAGCAGCUUUGUACCGGCCUCCAUCAAUGGACAAGCUCUUUGCGAAAAGGGUUACGCCGUUUUCACUCGACCCUCCGCUCAUCGUGACUGGAUUACCGCAAAUAGUUGUAUUGCCGGCGGUGGAUUCUGUAAUCAUUGGUUUGAUGUUUAA